Messenger RNA from Alnus glutinosa, 3095 nucleotides. Its product is annotated as calcium-transporting ATPase 12, plasma membrane-type-like. NCBI's taxonomy places the organism in Eukaryota, Viridiplantae, Streptophyta, Magnoliopsida, Fagales, Betulaceae. Gene Ontology annotation, cellular component: intracellular membrane-bounded organelle. Gene Ontology annotation, molecular function: P-type calcium transporter activity. The record is from RefSeq and is a predicted model, not a curated record. The transcript is spliced from 2 exons. Bases 956 to 2986 code for a protein of 676 amino acids.
AUUUUGUUUUCAUUCCCAGAAGGAUUCUAAACUUUUGAAAUUGCAACGUCUUCGAACCGAUGGAGUAGUUUUAUUUUCUGGGGAAAUGGGUUUAGUUUCUCCAAAUUACAUCAACUACUUUCUUUAAAUAAAUUUCCUACCGUUUUCUGUUUUUACAAGUUUCCAAACUUAGAAAAAGGUUUUUCACUGAGCUACGGACGUGCCUAGAGCUAGCUGUUGUGGAGUUUCUUUUAGUUCUUAGAUCCUUUACACCCCCAGAAACAUGCUCCAAUCAAACACCAUGAAUGACCAUCAAGCUCGUGAUAAUGAAGCGCACACUCUUGGCGAUGGCUUACUCCUCACCACCACCACCACCACCACCACUACCAGUGGUUCUGACAAAUACCGUCGCAUUUGGCGUCGAAGUAUAGGUGUAGGGAUUCUGGUCUCCGUGAUGAAGAGACCCCUUUAUGGUCAGGAUUCUCCACAACCAUCGCCAUCGUCAAUACCUUAUUCUCCUUGCCCACAAGAACAACCCGAACACGUCAUUCAGGUAAUUCCCUCUGCUGAUGAGGAUCAAGAGAAAGAGACGGACGAAGAUCGGAAAAAGUUGUUCGGAUUAUGAGAGAGAAGAACUUGCCUUUCUCUUCUAAAACUCGGCGGCCUGGACUGGGUUGCAAGAGUUUUGGGUUCCAAUUUAGAGGAGGGACUGGAUGAUGACCAGCAAGUGCACUGGAACACCAACAACAACUCUGAUGGUGAAAAAGGAUUCUUCUACUUCUUCUUGCAGGCUUGUGGCAAAUGGACCAUUUUUCUGCUCUUGGUCUCAGCUGGAUUUGCCUUUGCUAUUGAUAUCACGGGGCAUGGACUUAAAGAUGAGUGGCAUGACGGGGUUGCUAUUCUCGUUGCCGUGUUCCUGCUUGUUGCAUUCCCUUCGGUAGGGAACUUUCACCAUGAAAGGAAGAGGGUGAAGAAGAUGUUAAAGAAUAUUAGGAAAUUGGAAGUGAAUGUAGUCAGAAGUGGAAAUCCCCGACGGAUUGCCAUUUCUGAUGUUGUGGAGGGUGAUGUAGUGCAUUUGAAGAAGGAUGAUCGCAUUCCAGCUGAUGGUUUGUUUGUGAAAGGGGAGAAUUUGGUAGUUGAUGAGGUCUUCAACUCCAAAAUUGAUCGUGAUCAGAACCCGUUUCUUGUCUCAGGUUCAAAGGUUGUUGACGGCCAUUGUACGAUGCUUGUGACACCGGUUGCCGUUGAUAAUAAUACAGCUAUGUCUUCUCAUUAUCCUGAUGAGAAGACACUGUUACAAGCUCGGAUCGCGGAACCAAAUGGUUACAAUGAAAUGUUUGCUCUCUGUGUCACUCUGCUUAUUGCUCUUGUUCUGUUAAUUCGCCUCUUAUGUGGAAAACACAAUAGCAGUAAAGAUUCACCAGAACUUAAAGGUAAUGUUUCGGUGGGCAUGAUGAUGAAGAUCUUUGAGAAAAUUUCCCUGAAAUCUCAAGGAAAGAUUUGGGUUUUGACAAGUGCUCUUUCAGCCAUGGUAAUAGGAAUACAAAACGGAAUGCCUGUUGUGAUUACAGUUUCUCUGAACUGCUGGAACAAGAAGGUGCAGAGAUAUGGGGCGGAACCUCGGAAUUUAUCAGCCUGUGGCACAAUGGGGCAUGUCACAGACAUUUGCAUUGAUGCAACUGGUGGGCUGAUGUGUAACCAGGUGGAGGUCAACAAAUUUUUUCUCGGCGAGAAAGAUAUCGGCAACGGUGCCAUGGACUCCGAAACGAGCCAAGUUGUUGUUGAAGCUUUGCAUCAGUGUCUGGAAGAGAUAACAUCAGUAGUGAAAAAUCUUAUAUCUGCUGGAGUAGGCGUGAAGUUAAUUUCAGAGGAUGAUCUCUCAGCAGUGACACCCAUAGCUUUCGAAAUAGAGAUCUUUGACCCUGCUGGGUCAAAUCAUGCGGCACUUAAAGCUGAAGAAAUUCGAGAACUGAUUAGCAGUGGAAGGAUGGAGAAACUGGAUCUGGUUACGGUGGUAGGAAGUUGCCUCCCUGAGGACAAGCUCUGGAUUAUUCAGCAAUUGCAAAAAGAAGGUCACAUAGUUGCUUUCUUUGGAGGGUUGACCACAAGAGACACCCUACCUUUAAAAGAAGCCGAUGUCGGGAUCACUGCCCGGAGACGGAGCACUGAAUUGGCAAGAGAGAGCUCUGAUAUUACUGUCAAAUAUUUUGGUUCACUAUCUCAUAUUUUGAAGUUUGGCAGAUGCAGUUACCACAACAUUCAGAAGUUCAUUCAACUUCAGCUCACCGCUUGCAUCUCUGGGUUUACAAUAGCCUUAGUGACCACAAUGGUUUCUGGAGCAUCCCCAAUAACAGGAAUUGAAAUGUUUUGGGUGAAUUGGGUUAUGUACCUUAUGGGCAGCCCAGUGUUGUUGAUGGAGUUAAAAACCCAAAAACCAGCUAAAGGGUCACUGCUAACCAAGGCCAUGUGGGGAAACAUUGCAGCUCAAGUCAUAUACCAGGUUUCUGUCUUGCUGAUCUUUCAGUUUAAGGGAUUCGGCACGAUCGAUGAUGUCCGGAAGACCAUGAUCUUCAACAUGUUUUGCCUAUGUCAGAUCUUCAAUCAGUUCAAUGCCAUGGACAUAGUAAAGAAGGAUGUGUUGAAGGUUGUUGUUCGCAGCUAUUGGUUUUUGGUCACUUUGGCUGCUGUUAUGACCAUGCAGGUGUUGGUGAUUGAGUAUUCGGGUGUUGUGACCAGUUUUGUGAGAUUGAAUGCGGUGCAGUGGGCUUCCUGUUGUAUUGUUGCUGCACUUCCAUUGGCCUUAAAAUCACUUGGAGAUGUCUUCAAAACAUGGUACUCUUUGGUUUCGAGAUCAGCUGAUCAUUCAAAUGAUGGGUUCUCGAAUAGGAUGCCUAGGCCUUAUGUUUCCCAUUUUGGUGUCCCAUUUUUCAUGUUCCUUUUCCCCACGUUGCCCGGACUAUUCGCUAUUGUAAAUCAGUACGAAAAUCUGCCAGAGGCUUGUAGAUAAAUAUUAGGGAAAUGUUUUUGUGGGCUCGGCUCUACUUGAAAGAGGUUUUUGUUGCAUAAAAAUGUUGUAUAAUGCAAUCGUUAGGUCCGUCUAGACUGUCUGUAUUGUU